AUGACCGACACUAUCUCCGUCGACUACCUUGUCAUCGGCGCGGGUGCUAUGGGCAUGGCCUUCGUCGAUACCCUGAUUUCCGAUAAGAAGGAGGCUACGGUAGCCAUUGUCGAUCGCUAUUCCCGUCCGGGAGGUCACUGGACAGUUGCUUACCCCUUUGUCACCCUUCACCAACCGUCCCACAUCUACGGUGUCAACUCUCGAAAGCUCGGAGAUGAGCAAAUCGAUCAAGUUGGAUUCAACAAGGGCCUUGCCGCGGUGGCAACAGGCGACGAGAUUGUCGCCUACUACACCAAGGUCCUGAACAGUAAUUUCCUUCCGUCCGGUCGCGUCACCUAUUACCCACUGCACAACUACACUGGCGAUGGAGAGUUUCAAUCGCUUGUCACAGGGAAAGCCAUCCGGGUUGGACCGAACGCUCGCAUUGUAGACUCCACAUACGUGAAGGUCACGGUUCCCUCUAUGGGCCCACCUUCGUAUGAGGUUUCAGACAAAGCCAACCUUGUCACACCCAACGCUUUAGCAACAACACUGAAGCGACCCUACGGCGGGUAUACAAUCAUCGGAGCCGGAAAGACCGCAGUCGACGCAUGCUCGUGGCUCUUAGCUCAAGGCAUUGACCCGAAGAAGAUUUCUUGGAUUAUGCCGCGCGACUCCUGGUUUCUGGACCGCGCCACCCUUCAACCUCCAGAAACGACGUCAAACCUGGAACAACUGCAGGAAGAAAAAUCCGCUGCCAUCAUGGAGUCCAAAACAUCUCAAGAGAUGUUCCAUCGCAUGGAGGAGCUCGGGCAUGCGCACCGUCUAGACAAGAGCAUCGAGCCCACCAUGUUCAGACACGCGAUUGUGACAAAGGCGGAGUUUGACGAGGUCAAGAAAGUCAAUAACAUCAUACGCCAGGGACGAGUCAAGCGCAUUGACCCAGACAAGGUCACUUUAGAGAAGGGCACAUACACUCCUGUGCCUGACACCCUCUUCAUCGACUGUACUGCGCCUGGUCUAGGAAACGUGCCACCUAUUCCCGUCUUCAAUGGCAGAAACAUAACGAUUCAAAAUGUAAAGUUCUUCCAGCCCACGUUCAGCGCCGCUCUCAUUGGACACGUCGAAAGUAGCUACGACAACGAAGACUUCAAGAACUAUCUUUGCGACCCUUUUCCGUACACUCGCAUACCGGCGGAAUAUCCUACGACCCUUCUGGCUUCUAUGAAGAACAGACUCAAGUGGAUGGCGGAGCCUAAGGUGAGUGAAUGGUGUGCAAAGUCUCGUCUUGACUUUCCCGUCAUGGGUUCGCCGCCUAGGGAUCCUGAGAAGGCCACAGCUUUCAAUGCCAGUAUUGAGCAACGGGUGAGGGGGCUUUGUGAUCACUUGGAGCAGAUGGGAAAGAAUGAUGCUGCAAGUGUAGUCUAG
Alternaria viburni is the source of this 1407-nucleotide messenger RNA. RefSeq lists its product as uncharacterized. The record is from RefSeq and is a predicted model, not a curated record. The transcript has a single exon. NCBI's taxonomy places the organism in Eukaryota, Fungi, Ascomycota, Dothideomycetes, Pleosporales, Pleosporaceae. The coding region runs from base 1 to 1407 and encodes 468 amino acids.